Suillus discolor is the source of this 465-nucleotide messenger RNA. Its product is annotated as thioredoxin. Lineage: Eukaryota; Fungi; Basidiomycota; Agaricomycetes; Boletales; Suillaceae. The record is from RefSeq and is a predicted model, not a curated record. The transcript is spliced from 4 exons. The coding region runs from base 33 to 368 and encodes 111 amino acids.
GUUCAAGUCCUUGUAAUACCCUGCUCACCAUCAUGUCCGUCAAACCGAUCACAUCUCAUAGCCAGUUCAUUUCCAUCAUUAUGGAAGAGGGAAAGACUGUCAUCGUAGAUUUCGUAUCCGAAAGGUGUCCUCAUUGCAAAGCAAUCGCCCCCACCUUUGAUGAACUCGCAAACAAGUUCUCGUCAGACAAGAUCGAAUUUUACGUCAUUGACGCCGAAAAAGUCGACGAUGUCAGCUUCGAAGUUGGUGGCAUAACGAGCUAUCCUACAUUCAUCGCAUUUAAGGACAGUAAUAAGAUGGAGGAAUCCACGUUUGGUGCUUCUCGCGAGAGGUUGCAGAAAUUUGUGGAGAAAUACUGUUCACCUUAACGCUACAUAUUUUUAUCGGGGACCAAGGACAGUUCUGACAGUUCGGGAAACGACUUUCAUUGAUCGGUCGGACACGUUGAUGACUUUACUAUGUCUU